GUGAGCAGAACUCUCUCUCAGAAGGAUUCAAAACCUUCCAGAACUGUCUCUCACGUCAACCAACAACAAACAUACAGCCAGAUGCCUCUGGAAUUCAACCACACAACUCACCAGGGAGACAUAUUUUUAGGUUAGUUCAGAACUGAAUUCUCUUAAAGGAAUAUACUUUUGUGGUUGUGUUUGAGAGUAGUUGAAAUAAGUCCUAAACGUGUGUUUGAUGUAUACCUGGAUGUUGACACUGCUCGUCCUGAGCCUGGGGUUGGGGCAUGCUCAGAGGUCCACCCAGGAAGCCUUCAUGAUGCAGUAUUUUGAGAGGAGGAUUGCCCAACUUGAGGAGCGUCUGAUCAAAUGUGAGCAGAACACCCAGCAGGUGGACCAGAAGAUCUAUGACCUGUCUACAAAGGUGCGUGGCCAGCUGGCUAGCAUGGAGGUGCACCGAACGGAGGUAAAGACUCAGGUGGAUAAUGUAGCCAUGCGGGUGGAGCGAGUGGAGAGGGACGUGGAGUACCUGGAGAAUAAGACCCCUAACCAGCCCCACAUCGAGGUAGAGGAGGCCCUGAUCGAACAGCAGAUGAAAGACACCCAGAAGAAAAUAGUAAAGAUCACACUGGGGACAGACUGCAACAUAGCUCUCACUGGUGUGAAGUCUCUGAAGAUAGUGAAGAAAGCAGGGGACGUCUAUGGAUCCUGGCUGAAAGACCCUACUAAGGGCUCUGCCAAAAUCUAUUUCUUCAGCGGGAAUAAGAACAACACCGUACUGGAGUUUAAAUCCUUGAAGACCUUCACUGAUGGAAGGCUCGCCCAGGCUCAUCCAAUUCAGCUCCCCUUUCCCUGGCAGGGAACUGGCCAUGUGGUCUACAAUGGCUUUCUGUACUAUCACAGGGCAGACACACCCAACCAGAUCUUAAAGGUGCAUCUCCUCAACCGCACUGUGGCCGACAGUAUGCUGCUGCCCGGGGUUGGCCGCCUGCCUACCUACGCCCUCACCACGCACACCUUCCUGGACCUGGCUGUGGACGAACUGGGCCUGUGGGUCAUCUACUCUGACCCAGAGUUUGGGGGCAACCUGGUGAUCACCAAGCUGGACAAGAGCAGCCUGGCUGUGGAGCACACCUGGGACACCACCUGUACGAGCCGCGACGCAGAGUCAGCAUUCAUGAUCUGUGGAACACUGUACGUGGUGUAUAACUCCCGCUACGGAGGGCGCUCCAGCAUUCAGUGCCUGUACGAUAUCCACGACACCAUCCACAGUGAGGAGAGCCCUGUGCUGUUCUUUCCUAAGCGCUACACCAACCACUACAGUAUGCAUUACCACCCCAAGGACAAGCAGCUGUAUGCCUGGGACGACGGUUACCAGACCAUCUACAAAGUGGACCUCAAGAGCAAGGCUGAAGUCUGACAUGAGUCUACAUUAAACGCUUAUCAGUCAUAGAACCACAGGCGUAUUCAAAACAUAACUAAUUAACAAUGUCCAUAUUCUUAUCAUAAUAGCCAACAAUAAUCCAUUUAAGUUGAGGUAACACAAUACACAGUUUACUCAAGGCCCAUAUUUUAGUGGUCAGAUGGUUCUUAGUACAAUGUAGUGGUCAGAUGGUUCUUAGUACAAUGUAGUGGUCAGAUGGUUCUUAGUACAAUGUAGUGGUCAGAUGGUUCUUAGUACAAUGUAGUGGUCAGAUGGUUCUUAGUACAAUGUAGUGGUCAGAUGGUUCUUAGUACAAUGUAGUGGUCAGAUGGUUCUUAGUACAAUGUAGUGGUCAGAUGGUUCUUAGUACAAUGUAAUCAGAUGCUUCUUGGAGGUACAGUGACUGAAAAUACGUUUUUGCCAAUGUGGCACUGUUGAACUGAAUGAGGUGAGAUAGCUCUCCCAAAACAGUAGCUUUUUGCAUAGUCAUACAUGUUUAUGGAGCAACUUUUAUGACCCUGCUGAACACAUCAGAGCUCUAAAGAUUGGAUGUGCCUGUAAAGUAAUGGGAAACAACUAAAUCUGACAUUUCCACAAGCUGAUGGUACUAUUCUAUUAACAGACAAACCAUAUUUUCCUAUUCCUGUUCCUAUAAUAAUUUUGAUAUGAGCUUCUGUUCUUUGUGGUGACUUUGAAAGGCAGUACAUGACAUGUUAUUAUUGGUGUAUGUAUAUGGCAUAGCAACCACGUGAACAGGCGAAUUGAGCAUGGGCCAAGUGUAAUCAAAUGAGAUUAGGUAGCUAGUAACACAGUUGGUGUCAUAAUACCCAUAAAACCCGAGUGGUCAAACAGGCAAAUGGUUCCAAUCGUUUUUCCACCAUUCAUUAUUCCCAUAGGGCAUUUUAGAAACACUUGGCUAGGCAUACUCUGGCAUGAUGUUUUGAGAACUAUGUAAAUCACUCUCACAAGGUGCCUUGUAUCAAUAUAUUCAGCUCAUUUACUCUCAGAUUAAAAAAUGCUAAUUGGCAUCAAAGUAAACAUCAUGCAAGACUACAAAUCCCUGCAAGCUCCUGCACGUCAUCUCUAGCUGACACCUUUGCUAACAGGUAUUGUGUCAAUUUAAAACUUGCACAAGACAGUUCAAAGAAAUGUCAGUUUAAAGAAAUUGUAUUUAUUCAUUACUAAAUGCGUUACUAAAUUAAAAUAAAAUUGUAUGUUAAUCCAGAGAUUCUUACCUUUGCCUUGAUUCGGCAGUCUCGUCCAAAUGAUCAUGGCAUUUGUAGUUCUUUAUGAUAGCCACAUAAACAGCUGAUUAGCAUUUAAUUUUGGGGGGGUAGAUACAGGCGACUGUUUUGAUAAAUCACCUUGUCCUAGAGAGAGUUACAUGGUUAUCAAAACGUCACGCCAGGUAAUCCCAUAUGGGAAAAAAUGUAUGGUGGAAAACGAUAGAACCAUUUCCUUGUUUGACCGCUAGGUUUUAUGGGUAUUAUGACUCAUGCUGUGGUAAUCUAACCUGAGAUAUUUUUGCUGUGGUUUUUUUGUAUAACUAUGCUUGUCUCACUUAUAAUCAGCAGAUGGCACUGUUGUCAAGAACUUCAGCACAAACCGCCAGUGAGCCAAGCGUCCAAAUGAUAGGCUGGCUAUAUGUUUUAGUCCUACAGUCCUAGGGUAUAUAAUACUGUGCACGUGCUGGGCCAUGGCAGACUCAACCAAGUGAGAUAAAAAUUUGCACAGGUAAAUGGGGACCCCCCCCCCAAAAAAAAAAGUGUAUUUAUGUGUACACAAAUAGCAUACAGAAGAUGUGAUGAGUUGUAAUAUAUGUAUUACACGUGAUUACAGUAAUUUGUUGCAGAUUUGAGUUUACAUGUCGUCUUUUUCACGUAUUGGGAAUGAUGAGUAGCUAGAGCACAUGGGCUGUGUAGUUUGAUGGGAUGGCACACCCUUAGAAUCACAUGAUAGGUGAUUGGUGGAGAGGCUUUAUGAUGAACACACUUAUGGCGUUGGCAGCGCAAAGGCACAGUCGGUCAAUGCGCGGAGCAUCCCAUCGCUGAAGACACCACUUACAGUGCCAAGGACCAUUUUAAAUCCAAGGUGGUCAAUAGUGUAUUUUGCAAGUUGCAGGGGAGGAAUACGCGCUGGAGAGCAAGUCUCCGAAGUCGAGGAUAUUAUAGGUAAUGCCGAGACACUUGUUUUCUUAUUAUUAUUUACUUAGUAAAGUUUGUAUCCUACUCGCAGGUAUUCAUAAUAUAAGUAGAUACGAUUUAAAGCCUAUCUGUAGCCGAAUGUACGGCGGCUUUGUGAAUAAACACAAUUUUAAUUGUUCUA
Molecule: messenger RNA, 3727 nt
Organism: Oncorhynchus kisutch (coho salmon)
Lineage: Eukaryota; Metazoa; Chordata; Actinopteri; Salmoniformes; Salmonidae
Gene: olfml1
Product: olfactomedin-like 1
Exons: 3
Coding region: 218-1399 (393 amino acids)
Biological process (GO): signal transduction
Source: RefSeq, a predicted model, not a curated record